AUGCCUUACACACUUCAAGCCGGUGGCUACAUCGACCCUACCUCCAGCUCCAGCUCUGGACCCGUAGAAGUCGACCCCAGUGCUCCAGGAAGCGUAAUGCGCUACGCCCUAGCCUUCGAGACCGUGGCCAACGCCAUUGGUGGAACCUGGAUGGUCUUCUUCCCAAAGACUUUCCUAAGCAUGCUCGUGAACUCCUCCUCCGACAUUACCCCUACCGCGAUUACCUGGACCCAAGUCACCGGUGCUUUGGUGUAUGCUCUUGCCACUCCUCUGAUUUUGGGCCUUCCAAACACGAGAAGAGGUAUUGAGAGUAGAGCACCUACUUAUUAUACUCUUGCUGCUGGAGAGGUCGGCGUAAUUGCUGUCGCAUUGUACAAGGCUCUUGUGUUUGGGGAUGACAGUGGUUGGUCGACAGGUGCUUUGUUGGCUGCCAGCUCUGUUCUAGCUCCUACUUUGGCUUGGAGAUUCUAUGUCUUGUUCGGAAAGCCGGAGUGGAUUGGAAGAUACCGCGAGUCGGCCCGCAAAGGCAAGUAA
Messenger RNA from Aureobasidium subglaciale EXF-2481, 534 nucleotides. RefSeq lists its product as uncharacterized. The transcript has a single exon. NCBI's taxonomy places the organism in Eukaryota, Fungi, Ascomycota, Dothideomycetes, Dothideales, Saccotheciaceae. The record is from RefSeq and is a predicted model, not a curated record. Bases 1 to 534 code for a protein of 177 amino acids.